UGCGUAAUGGGGCUUUAAGAAAGACACUCCCAUGCUGGUUGUAUCAAAUCUACCUAUCAUGUUGAACGCAAAAAUAGUGCGGGUAAAAGGGCAUUGACUUUUCUGGAUUGCCUGGACCUGUUUUAACACGGAAAUGUGCUGCUGGGGUCAUUUAAGGACGAAAUUGCUACUGCCUCCCGGACUAUCUACAUCUGAUUUCCGCCUUUUAAUCUCACAAGUAAAUGGUAGCGAAUGAGAUAUUAAUUUAUGUCAAACUCUCUUAGUUUAUGAGAACCUUCAUGCUAUGUAGCCAACUCGAAUUUUGCCACGCCAUUGUGCUUUUUCCAACUGAAAACUGAAAGUUUAACGAUGCUGAAAAUAUUUGUGUCAGGGUGUGUGUUUUUCCCUGGACUUUUCUUCACUUUUAAACACAUCUUUAAAACUCGUUUCAAAAACUGGAAAGACGCGGAUGGGGCUUUGGUCAGUGAACGGAUGGUUUCCGCCAUACAUGCAAUUAUGGCUUCCACGGCAGGUGUUUUAAUUGUUGCUUCCUGUAGUGACAUCAUGACUGACAGGCACUGGCUUGCAACAGAUUUCGUAUGGUUUGGAGCUCCAUAUAUGGCCUACGACAUAUAUGCCAUGUACCAGGUUCACUACCUCAAAGAAAAGGAUAAAGGGCAUGCAGAGUACAAAGGCCACUCAAUUCACACAGUCACAAAGUUCCUCUGCAAAGACUUCCUGUUCGUCCUUCAUCACGUGGCCCUGCUGACUAUCUUCAUGCCCGUUUCUCUGUUCCUACGGAGAGGCCUUGGAGACUUCUUUAUUGGUUGUUUCUUCAUAACAGAACUUAGCACACCAUUUCUAUCAGCAGGAGGGGUUCUUAUUCAGAUGGGAUUACAGGAUUCUACACUGCACAAAAUCAAUGGUCUGAUGCUCCUGCUGACUUUUUUCCUAUGUAGAAUAUUACUCUUCCCCUUCAUGUACUGGGUCUACGGUCGUAACUAUAAUGUAGCUUUUUACAAAGUAGCCCUACAUCUUCCCUUGCACUGCAACCUUGGGAACCUCUGCAUACUGGCACCACAGCUGUACUGGUUCACCCUGUUAUGCCGCAAGGCUCGCCGUCUCUUCCUUCAGCAACACAAGAAACGGGAUGGUCAGUCUCCUAAAACAAGCUGACACCCGAUUUGUCUCUUUUCCCCCCUAACAUCAUGUAUUUUGUACCAGGUAUGUAUCAGGUUUUCAUUGUAUGUGCAUUGUUGAGGCAGAGUUAAAUGUUCAUAGCCACUUCUGAUGUGUUAUUUUUACAACUAUGCAUCAGUGUCCUUUCAAAGCCUUUGGAAAUACAGAACAUCUUUUAUCAGGCAAUUAUGCAAGAGACCUCAAUACUUUUGUUGUCAUUUGACCCUGACAUUUGACAACUCAAUCUUCAGAGGCCACAGGAGUUACCGUAGUCUGUUUGUUACCUCACAUUCACAAGUAAAAUGAUCAUACUCAUGCUCUUGCUCACAGCAAAUUACAGCUUGACCCCCUCUAGUCAUCUGUAGCUUUAGACUAUGUGUUUGUGGUCCAUGAGGAAGGUAAUGAUCAAAGUAUAAAGGUCCCCAUCAACCAGAUCUGACUUUUCAAAUAUGUGUGUAUAAUUGUGUGCUUUCUGUUGCUGUAAAAUUAUUUAUUUUAUUUUUGUCCCACACCAUUAUUGUCUUGUAUCCUGCAGAGGAGUGCAACUUUGCUGACAUUUCUUAUGUUGAUAUGUGAAUUCAGAUAUGUGAAGACUAAUUUUAGUCAGUCAACAUAGAUCAAAUUCAGUUUUGUCGUACAAAUUAUGUAAUAGAUAGAAAAUGGUGUUAAGACGAUUCUUUCUUGACUUUAUUUUUGUAAUUGUUAAACAAGUUGUAUAAUUAAAGUUUUACUUAAAUUAUAAA
This is a messenger RNA of Clupea harengus (Atlantic herring), 1901 nucleotides long. Its product is annotated as TLC domain containing 3A. Gene Ontology annotation, biological process: lipid homeostasis. Gene Ontology annotation, cellular component: membrane; endoplasmic reticulum. NCBI's taxonomy places the organism in Eukaryota, Metazoa, Chordata, Actinopteri, Clupeiformes, Clupeidae. The record is from RefSeq and is a predicted model, not a curated record.